Phragmites australis (common reed) is the source of this 940-nucleotide messenger RNA. RefSeq lists its product as uncharacterized. The transcript is spliced from 2 exons. The record is from RefSeq and is a predicted model, not a curated record. Gene Ontology annotation, molecular function: S-adenosylmethionine-dependent methyltransferase activity. NCBI's taxonomy places the organism in Eukaryota, Viridiplantae, Streptophyta, Magnoliopsida, Poales, Poaceae. Bases 48 to 848 code for a protein of 266 amino acids.
AUCUGACUAACGAGUGAGCUCGCACUCUCCCUCCCGUCCACAAUAACAUGCUCCGCGCUCCGCCCCAAACGCUGCAGCGCCCGCGACCGCGGUCACGGCCUCUCUCGCCCGCGCCACGAUGCUCGAACGACCCCGCGCCUGCUGCCGCCGGCAGCAUCCGGCGCCUGGUGCUCCCGCCCGAGGGCCGCGCGAAGCUGGACCCGCGCCCGGACCGCGACUUCUACGCGUUCCCGCGCCUCGUCACGCACGUGGACGACGGCUUCAUCGCCACGCUCACGGACCUUUACCGGGAGCGCCUGAAGCCCGGGUGGGACGUGCUCGACCUCAUGAGCUCCUGGGUCAGCCACCUGCCGCCAGAGGUCCAGUUCCGGCGGGUCGUCGGCCACGGGCUCAACGCGCAGGAGCUCUCCAGGAACCCGCGCCUCGACUACUUCUUCGUCAAAGACCUCAACCGCGAGCAGGAGCUCGAGCUCGAGAGCGGCUGCUUCGACGCCGUGCUCUGCACCGUCAGCGUGCAGUACCUGCAGUCCCCUGAAAAGGUUUUCGCGGAGAUCUUCCGGGUGCUGAAGCCGGGGGGUGUGUGCAUCGUGAGCUUCAGCACCCGGAUGUUCUACGAGAAGGCGAUCGGAGCGUGGCGGGAGGGCACCGCCAACAGCCGCGUCCAGCUCGUGACGCAGUACUUCCAAUGCGUGGAGGGGUUCACGCAGCCCGAGGUGAUCAGGAAGCUGCCCUCGCCCGGCGGGUUGCCGGGCUCGCCGCUGGACGCCGUGAUGAGGCUGUUCGCCGGGAUGGCCAGCUCCGACCCGUUCUACGCCGUCAUCUCGUAUAGAAACUUCAAACCAAUGUAAAGCCUGAUCCCGAACUGAGAGAAUCUGUGCAAAAUUGGGAUUUGUACAGUUUAUAUAAUCAUUAGUGGUGAAACUCAGAAGGUGAGACAUCA